This is a messenger RNA of Ambispora leptoticha, 120 nucleotides long. Lineage: Eukaryota; Fungi; Glomeromycota; Glomeromycetes; Archaeosporales; Ambisporaceae. The record is from the annotation of a GenBank genome assembly.
UGCGGGUCGUGUGUAUCUGAUCGACUUUGGGAUGGCGGAUCGACCUGAUCCAAAGAAAAAGAGGAAGUUGUUCGAGGAAGAGAAACUUGAAUUGUCUCGUUUGUUAGACUGUUAUGCUGU